UUUAGAAAAAAAAAGUUUGGCGUCCGCUUCCUGUUAGAAUAAAUGUGUUUUGUUUUGUUGGUCUAAAUAUGACAUCAAAGUCGGCGUGCUGUAACCUCGCAUCUGAUGUGAUGUGUAACGUGUGUCGUGUGUUCUUGUAAAUGAUGAGUCCGUGGAUUAAGUUGAUAAACAAAGCUCAAGGUUCGCUAGAUCAAACAGCGACUCAAGUUUACAGGCCACUCGUUUUUUAUGUACGCAGUUAAGACUUCUUAGGCCUGAUGGUGAUAACGAUUUUAUAUUAAUGCAGACUUUUUCGAGGAGAGAAUUAUAGGAAUACUAUGGUAUUUGAAGGCUUAGGAAGAACAAGAAGAAACAUUAGCCUCAAACUUGAAGACGUAAACAGCGAUGAUAAAACCAAACUUUUGAGAGAGUCGAACCACGCCCCACCAGACGCCAACCCUCAACCGGACGCCAACCCUCAACCAGACGCCAACCCCACAUCCUCUCUGGUUUGGCUACCUCGACGCCCCCUGGUGGACGAGACGCAGCAAGAAAACAAGAUGGCGUACUGUUUCCUCCGGUCCCUGAUCACCCUGCUGCACGUGACGACCGGCCUGGCUGCCGGCUUCAUCUGUGUGUACUCACUCCUUGGUUGGGAUAGCGCCUACUGGUGUUUCCCUGGUCUGUUCGGGGGCAGCAGGACAACUAUUUUGGGAUUCCUCAACGACCAGCAGCUGGUCUGUGAUGGCGUCCUGUUUGCCCUGGGUGGGGUCUGUGUCAUGAACCUCAUGAUGAGCCUGACCAUCAACUUCUGCUGGGCCAGUGACUGCAUCGCCUAUCUACAUUUGGUGAUGUCCCUUCUCUUUGGUGCCUUGAUGGUGUUCGGUGGUGGUGUCUUCACCUACCACUACAUGAUGUGGUGCGACUCCAUGGAGAGGGUAACUAACAUCUACAGCUGUACCAGAGCGGCCAGCACUUUGUUCAGCGCCAACGGUACCUCCAUGACCACCUACAAGAGGAUGAUCGAGAUCCAGCAGAUCACCAUUUGGUCCCUGUUUCCGGUCACCUUCUUCACGGUGCUGGCCUACGUCCUGGCACUGCGCCUGACCUCCAGGAACGGACGUCGCGUCAGGACCGGCUCCUACGUUCUCGUAGACGACGAGGGCGCGCCCCUGAUCGACCCCCGGCGCCACUCGCGCACCGGGCGCGUCACCGUCCUUACCCGCACCCACGCUGUGGUCAGCAGACGCUCCUACGAGCCCGACCAGGUCCCCCCCUACACGGAAGCCGCCCCACCCAGUUACUACAGUGUGUCCAGCGUGUCCUCCGUCCCUCGGAUCUCUACCCACAAUGCCCCGGUGCAGACCAGCGUUCCCCGGAAUGAUCACCAUGACAACGAGGGAGGUCAGAGGUCAACAGAGGACCCGCCCAGGAUGACCCCGGUCUUCAUGACGAGCGACAGCUCUACCCCCAACUGCCCGACCGGGAAUCUAAUUAACCUGUAGCUUUAAUUAACUAAUGAUAUGUUGAUGAGAUAUCAGAAAAACCUCGAGUUGACUGAUUAAAUUAGUAUUGAUGUACAUUGAUGUGAGAUAGAGCAGUAGAUUUACACUUUACUCAUGUUCACUUAGAUUUACAGCAUUAGUAUCAGGUGUGUGAUUUACGUGGCAUUAGCCAUCGUCUCACAUCUCUGAACUCUGUUCAGAAAAUUCAGAUUAGAAAAUUCUUAGAAGAAAUUUUUGUAAAUAUCUUUUUUUUUUUCAGAAACAAAUUCUAACACAUCAUUUAUUUUUCUAAAUUAUUUAAAAGAAACUGUCAUUUAGAAAUUAUAUAUUUAUCUGGAUCGAAAAAGUUAAUGUAAGCUUAGGAUUACUAUGAUACCAAAUUUGUUACUAAUCAUUGCAUAUACGUUUUCUGUUUUCAAUGUUGCAAGAACUUCACUGUGUUGUUAAAUGUUGAGUUCACACAAUAAUUUUGUAUAUAGCACCCAACAGGUUGGAUAGUCCAGGCGGUUGUAGCAUGACAGACAGCUAGACUGUCAAACAUUUGGGUGUAGCAUGACAUACAGCAAGACUGUCAAACAUUUGGGUGUAGCAUGACAGACAGCAAGACUGUCAAACAUUUGGGUGUAGCAUCACAGACACACUGCGUAGCAUGACGUUGUUGUAGCCACACGUUGUAGUAGUAUUACAGACACACAGACAGACAAACACAGACUUUGUUAUUUAACAUUUUGGUGUAGCUUCACAGCAUAGCACGACAGACACACACACUAACACAGCUAGACUUUUAUGUCCAACAUUUUGUUGUAGCCUUAGUCUAACACGACAGACACACACACUAACACAGCUAGACUUUGCUGUCCAACAUUUGUUGUGUUCACAUUUUAAUUGUCAUUUUUUCCACAAAUAAAACACUGUUCAAACACAAAC
Messenger RNA from Physella acuta, 2411 nucleotides. RefSeq lists its product as uncharacterized. The record is from RefSeq and is a predicted model, not a curated record. Lineage: Eukaryota; Metazoa; Mollusca; Gastropoda; Physidae.